This is a messenger RNA of Beauveria bassiana ARSEF 2860, 774 nucleotides long. RefSeq lists its product as uncharacterized. The transcript has 2 exons. The coding region runs from base 1 to 774 and encodes 257 amino acids. NCBI's taxonomy places the organism in Eukaryota, Fungi, Ascomycota, Sordariomycetes, Hypocreales, Cordycipitaceae. The record is from RefSeq and is a predicted model, not a curated record.
AUGGUGUGCUGUUUCGCCGCUUUGCAGUACACUGGCUGCAUGCAUCGCUCGGUAUUCAAAAUCGACUGUACAAGAGACUGCGAAAGCCGCUGUGAGCCGCAAGAACUGAUCUUGGAAGCACUGGUGUGCGUUCCCUGCGAGCGCUGUCUUGAAGCGCGAGCGGACAGGAGGAUACUCGAGCGCGCCCUUAUAGUCAAGCGUGCAGAGCUGCUGGCUCUCGAACUGCAAGAGGCACAAGAAGGCGGGGCACCGUGUCCUCCGCAUUUCCUGUACAUGACGAGGACCCGCGUCCACGAGAAUCUCGAAGUUGCGUCGGUUGAGUUUGCGGCUCGACUCGCUCGGGCCAGUUACGCGGAGAGUUGGACCUUUGAGGUGGCAGAGCUGGUCUGGCAGCUCAAGCAUGGGAAAUGCAAAGACGUAGCGGCCGUUAAGCGCAAAUUGAACCAGCUCAUGAAGAUGAGUACCUGGAAUCUUAAAAUCAUCAGCAAGUCGAGCUGGAGUCGUGACGCCGUCGACUCGUCCGAAGAGAGCAACGCCGCGGCGACGAACGAGGAUCACAAUGUGGGAGUGACAGAGAGCAACGAAUCUGUCCGGCCGGGAGCUGAUACCUCCGCCUCCAUCACCGGCUCGAGCAAGAUUGCCGCACAAGUCUCCAUCACCAUCUUCGUCUGCAUUGCAGCCGUCACCCCAGAUACCGACUCGGACAGAGCCACCGACAACGAAUCUGUCCUGCCGGGAGCUGAUGCCCCCGCCUGCAUUACCGGCUCGAGCUAG